CACAUGAUUGAUUCCCUACGCGCAGCGCACGACUCAGCGCAGUCCAUCCCUUUGGAUCCUUCUGCUGCUCAGAGCUCUAGGAUACGUUCACUUAUGUGUAGCAAAACAAAGGAUAAUUUCUGUUUCCAAAGAACUGUUCGAAUAUUAUCGGUAGCCUAUUUGAGAAGUACUCUAUCAUAUGGAUCAGAAGUGCCGUGCUCUUCAAGUGUCAAUUAUUUAUUGGAGUUGUCACUAGACAUUUUGUUACGACUGUCUCCCAAACGCGUUUGCCCUGUAGUGACCGGAACAGCAAUAUAAAUGAAGAGGGACUUAACGUGACCGUAUUGAGCAGAGCACUUGCGGGUUUUGGUGCGCUGCGAAGGUGUAUGCCAAUUCAACGGCUGCCACCUCCAGGCAUUGAAUCCAAGUAAAUAUCGGCAGGGUGACUAGAGGAAUGGCUGCGGCAAACAACGGAUCAAACACAACUAGGACCUUUACAAAUCAGUUUGUACAACCGCCUUGGCGCAUCGUGCUAUGGUCGGUCGCGUACAGCCUUGUGCUCGCCGUGGCAGUUUUUGGGAACCUGAUAGUGAUUUGGAUCGUAUUGGCGCACAAGAGGAUGCGGACCGUGACAAACUACUUUUUACUCAACUUGGCUUUCUCUGACGCCUCAAUGGCCGCGUUCAACACGUUGAUUAAUUUCAUAUAUGCUGCUCACGGCAAUUGGUACUUUGGAGAAUCAUACUGCAAGUUCCACAACUUUUUCCCAGUCACGGCAGUGUUUUCAAGCAUCUAUUCAAUGAGCGCAAUAGCGGUCGACAGGUACAUGGCCAUCAUCCACCCGCUGAAACCCAGGCUGUCGGCCACAGCCACCAAGGUGGUGAUCUUGUGUAUCUGGGCGCUGGCCGUGGUGCUGGCCUUCCCUCUCUGCUUCUACUCCACGAUCCGCAUCCUGCCCCGCCGGACAAUCUGCUACGUGGCUUGGCCCCGGUCAUCAGAUGACUCCUUCAUGUAUCAUAUCAUUGUGACGGUGCUGGUGUAUGUGCUGCCCCUAGUGGUGAUGGGUAUCACCUACACCAUUGUGGGUGUGACGCUGUGGGGAGGAGAGAUCCCGGGGGAAGCAUCAGAUAACUACCACAGCCAGCUCGCAGCCAAGAGGAAGGUGGUGAAGAUGAUGAUCAUUGUGGUGGUGACCUUCGCCCUCUGCUGGCUGCCGUACCACGUCUACUUCAUCGUGACGGGCGUCAACAAGGCUCUGAUGAGGUGGAAGUCCAUCCAGCAGGUCUACCUGUCAGUGCUGUGGCUGGCCAUGAGCUCCACCAUGUACAAUCCCAUCAUCUACUGCUGCCUCAACAGCAGGUUCCGGGCGGGCUUCAAGCGGGCGUUCUGUUGGUGCCCGUUCGUCCGGGUAUCCAGCUAUGACGAGCUGGAGUUGCGCGACAACAACACCACCCACCACCGAUCCGGCCACCUGGGCAGCAUGUGCACCCUCUCCCGCGUGAACACUGGGACCAACAGUACCAACAAUCGCCAACACAGCAUCAAAAAGGCAGUCUCCAGAUGCCAUGGCAAUGCCGGUGUUAACGGAGAUAACAAUGGUAACCAUGGCAACCAACCGGGCGGUAGCCAAGUCCAACCUUUACAGUGACCCCGAUGAUGUGGCCGACGAUCAGUUCUCCUGAGAUGUUUAUGAUGACCACGACCACAUUCUAGAGUGUUCACGAGUGGUUUGGAAAGUCGUUGUCAACAUUUCGCCUUCCGAACUUCCCUCAAACAUUCCAAGCAAGCCUUUAGAUUUUAAUUUUAUUUUACCAAGCAUAAGUAUUUCAUGUGAGUUUGUUGCAAACGCGGUUGUUCUGUAUAAAGUAUUUUAUGCUGGCUUGAUGCAGUGAGAUUCUUUUGAUUUUAUUUGUAUUUUGCUUAGCUUUCGAAAAGCAUUUGUUUCUGCCUUUUCUCAUUUCCAAACCCCCCUCACGACACUGACUGGACAUCUGGUAGGCUGCUGUCUCGACGGGCAGAUUUGUGGGCAGAUUUGUGACAUCUGGACUAAGCAAUGAAGGCAGAGCUUACCAGUAGUUUACCAGUGUGGGCAUGCAUCUAUUACUCAGGCAGGCUCCCCUUGAAAGAAUGUUAGGAGUGGUUGGAGGUUGGGCAUAUAUAUAUAUAUAUAUAAAACACAUAAUAAUGAAAAGGGAAGGUUGUUGCACACAGAUGGUUUAUUAAUGUGUCUUUCUGUACCAUAAUCAUACACCCUUUAUCAGCUUGUCAUCAGUUAUGCAGACUGAUACCCCACAGAUUGAAAUAGCUGUGGACUGUAUGUCCUGAAAUGUUUUUUUUUUUUUUUGAGAGAGAGAGAGAGAGGCACCUGGGGCAAGAGAUUAUUCAGUGUUUCUCUUUCAGCCUGCAAUUUCCUGAGGAUAAAUGAGAAUGAUAGGAUGUUCCAUUUUGUUAUUGACAUUUCUCUCAUAAGCUGCUUUUGUCGUUAUAGGAAUUGUACAGUGCCAUUUAUUUUUUAAAUGUAUGAGAUAUAUGUCUUAUGUAAGCAGAGGAUUGGUCUUUGCUUUUGUGAUAUACCGUGGUGUAUACUUACUGUGGUUAAGGCCAUUUUUAGCACUUUAGUCAUUGAGGGAUAAACGCAGACAAACACACGCACACACAGACAUGCACAGACACAUUCAGCCAUCAACAUGAAAGUAUUUCACGGAGACGUACUGUGAAGUACUGUGCACUGUGUACUAAAACUAAUCAUCAUGGGAAAUGGUGCCGUAUUAAAACACAAUCUGAGAGCUUUUUUUUUAAUAAAAACCCACCCAUCCA
Oncorhynchus mykiss (rainbow trout) is the source of this 2796-nucleotide messenger RNA. Its product is annotated as neuromedin-K receptor. Gene Ontology annotation, biological process: positive regulation of flagellated sperm motility; G protein-coupled receptor signaling pathway. Lineage: Eukaryota; Metazoa; Chordata; Actinopteri; Salmoniformes; Salmonidae. Gene Ontology annotation, molecular function: tachykinin receptor activity. The record is from RefSeq and is a predicted model, not a curated record. Gene Ontology annotation, cellular component: sperm midpiece; plasma membrane.